This is a messenger RNA of Amoebophrya sp. A25, 3981 nucleotides long. Lineage: Eukaryota; Dinophyceae; Syndiniales; Amoebophryaceae. The record is from the annotation of a GenBank genome assembly.
UAAUAUUAUAGCAAUAUUGCGGAGCGUCCGCAAGUGGCGACCGCAAGAACAAAGCCAGGGAAGGGCGCUUCAUGACGAAGUGAAAACCAAAAUGGAAAGUCGAUUUUUAGAUGUAAGUCAAAUCAGAAAGUUUUUUCAGUAGGAAAAGAAAAGGUCGAGAAGAUACUAUCCGGCGAUGCGGCUCUCGCGGUUGCGACUCGACGGUUGUGGUCGCAGAAGGCGAGACUUCAGUGAAUAGUGACGAGAGCUGGUGCGAGCUCAGAAGCACCUUGCCUUCGUAGCAGGUUCUUAGAACUCGGACUACGACUUAGCAGAAGGUUCUUAGUAGAAGUAGCCAAUCCCCACCUUGUGUUGCUGGCCCAGACGUGCUUCUUGCUCGCGUGCUUCUUCUGGGGCGAUAAAAUCCAUCGCCGAACGCGGCGCGCCGCCACCUCCAUUAGCGGGGUGAUUACGCUGCUCCUUCUCUUGUCCCACAAGCUUCAGCCGUCGAAGACGAAGUCGAGAAAAUGAAGGACGAGGCGAAGUGUUGCAUGUGCUGCUGGUUUGUGGUUUGUCUCACUUCCAUAAUCCUUUUCGCGUGCUCGUUUACGAUCCUAGACGUCAAUAAUUUGGGCCUCGAGUUCAACUCGAUAAAUCGCCAAUACAGCAAAGAAAAAAUUUAUGGCCCCGGCAGGUACUCAAACUCAUACGAGACGAUGUUUCAACAUUUUCUUCACCAGCUAUACAACAAGUGGGACGGACUAGAAUUAUAGAUAUUUAUAUAUUGCAAAAACUUCAUCAUCAUCUGCGCACGUCGUCAGCGUAGUCAAUGAGGGAGACGCUGACGAAUCAAAAUAUCAAACUGCGUCAUUGUCAUGCUAAAAACGUCUCAAGGUAUAUGCUGGGUUUGGCAAAGCGAUUGGAAAGUUUUCCGACAACGUGGACUCCACUGGCCUUUUGUUCCGGCUGUCCAGAUGGCGCUCCAAUUACAGGCAGAAUAGGAAUCGGCAGUAGUGCGGUGUCAGUGCAUGUUUCACUAUCGGUCUACUACAAGCUUCGUGUGGAAUACCUUCCUGAGGUACUCAUAUUGUUGACCCAUCAUGCACCAAGAAACAUAUAUAAUACUAUCGUUUGUUGAUCUAUUCAUAUGCUUGUACCCGAACAACCAUAGCAAUUACUGCUUGGUACAAAAGAAAUAGAGCUACAACGAACUACAACAAGAACUUUAGUUUCGACUUGAUUUUUUCUACGUCGGAGGGACAUUGAAGAUUUUUAACAUCGACAUCAAUGCAUCCAUGGCCUCUCAGAUAAUUUCGUUGUUUCCGACGAAAAAUUGGGAAGCGAGAUACAUCACAAUCAUAAAGAAUGCAGUCGCGGUUGUCAUUGGAAGUGGUGUCCUUUCGUAUGAGAGCAGAAUUUUCACUUAAGUGAUGACUCUCUAGAAUUUGAAGAAGUCUGCGGACCACUUCAGCUAGAGUAAGAGGGUUUCGAGGUGGUUGCCGUGGCAGCGGCGCCACCUAACAAUAGAGGGGAGGCUGGCGGACUUUGUUCCAACGGCUCUGCACCAUGCUCACCGCCUGAGCCUCUCCCAGAUAGCAAGCGCGAUGCCAGUGACCCGUAGCGAGCAGAGACAGCAAGAGCAUGAACAACCCCCAGCGGGCUCCACGGCACCCCUGGACAUUUUGGGGAGGCCGUUCCAUCUUUGCUACCUUGGCGAUGCCGACUGGUGUUGGGCUUGGGAGGUGGCUGCCUGGUGCUGACAUCUAGAAAGGUCUCCUAGAGUGAUAGGCUACCGGAAGGCCCGCCGAAAUCCGGCAGGCCGUCAAGGGCACCGUCAUCGCCAUUGUCAGCCCCCUUGUCAACGUGCGGCCGGGCUGUGGCGCUCUUCGGUGGGUUGUCCCUGUCAUCCAUGCGGCCAGCUAUGUCCGGCUGCCAGCGCCUCGCGCCUGUGUGUCUUACACGUACCACCAUCAAGACGCACGCACUGCGUCAGGCUUGCACAGGUUGCCCAGCAAGGGCACGCCUCAGCGCAUGCCAGCCCCAGGCGUGCGUGCGUCCGGCGCUGCUUGUCAGGCCAUGUGACUGCAGGAGGCAGCUUCGCUUUUUUGUGGGACUCGGGUCGCUUCAAAGUAGAAGCCCGAGGAAGGUCGGCUUUCGUGGCCGGGGGCCUUCGUCGGGUGGACCAAUCUACUUAGCAGCCGCAACGCCGCCGCCGAGGCCUGCUCUAUUGCGAGGUGGCGCUGCUGCCACGACAAGGACCUCGAACCGCCUUCACUUACUUUAGCUAAAGUGGUCCACAGACAUCUUUAAAUUCUAGAGAGUCAUCACUUACGUGAAAACUCUGCUCUCAUAUUUCGAUAGAUGAUUUCAUAACCAACAGGGAUUAUGUGAGCAAGGUUAUGGGAUGGGAGAUCAACCAACGGCUUGCUCCAAUCUAUGGGUACUCCUAUUCUAUGUGGUAGUUAGAGGAGCACGACCACGCUCUCGAGUAGCGUUGUAAGAAAAACGACGAAAAAAUUGAACAGUUGUGGGUCUCGUUAUGUUUUAUUUCUACUUGAUAUUUGUUGAAGGUGAUGAAAAUAGACAUAGACCUGAAGAUAUUGUGUUUCUUUAUCCUCUACUCAUUAGGAUUUGGUACUUCAAGCGACCACGGGCUAUAAGCCAGCCUGUUAAACAAGAUCACUGCUCGUGAUUACACCCCAAGCACAAGCAGGUAUGUGACUGCAGUGUAUCUUGGUGUCAUCGGCCUUGGUUCUACGGAAUUCAGUUCAAUCGAUAACGUUUUUCUGCAGAAGGAGAUCGCUAACCGACGAGCCGUUACCUCCAGUGUGGUGGGUCAAACCCAAGUGAUCGAAGCGCAGGCCGCACAAAACGUCUCCAAAAUCUAUGCAGAGGAACGGCAACUUUUAGAUGAUACCUACCGACAAACGAACUUCACUGUUGCAGAAUACAAUGCGCGUGGACAAGCGAUUCUUCUCGACGCGCAAGGAAAGGGCUAUCUUUACGUGCAGAGUCGCUUCAACUUCUCGCAAACAGACCUGAUCAAAUUCAUCUAUUUCGAUAAAAUGAGAGAUCACGUUCAGCGCAUUGUCGGAGGAUUCGAUGACGCGAAGUACAACUCUCUCGUUACGACCGUAUAGUAUGACGGUAUCCUCCCCAGCCCGAGCUUCACCAUGAAAGUACUUCCCCUGGAGCAGGACACACCCUCUUUUUUAUCUCGUGCAGAACACUCAAAGGAAUACCCCGGUUAUUAAAAAAUGACUCCUUAUGUAAGUAUCGUUUUCGUUGCUUUUCUUUUCCAAACAAGGCCAAGUGUUUUCCAUGACUUUGCGACAAGUCUGAGAAACAUCUGACCAUCGUUCUCUAUUUCACUCGGUCUCUCUUCAUCUUCAUGCAGCACGGUAAAAAAGUAUUUAGCCGUCGUUCCUUACCCGGCUGAUUAGCUAUAAGGUCACGCACUCGAAUAAGCUUUCUAAUCAGAAAUCGAGCUACGAAAGAGUAGAUAAAAAAAAACGCGGACAGCUCAGCAACAGGGACAUGUUGCGCUGUGUUGCGUCUGUGUUCGGCAGCCUAGAGUAAUCUAUGGCUAUACUAUCACGACGAUUUGUUCUCUUUUGGAGAAGCUACAACGAUCUGUGGUUCCUUGCCUCAUUCAAACAAUGAUCUUACCAUCUGAUCUCAAUGUCCGGUCAGCGUUCUUCUACCUGAUAUAGUAUCUUCGUCCUGAAGACUUAAAUGCACUGCUUUCACCAAAGCAAAUCGAAAUACUUGAAGACGAACACCAGCAUUUUUUUACUCAUUGCUCUGGUGGUCUUCAACGACCAACAAAGCGAUGUUGCACGAAUGACUGUCAAAUGAAUAUGAUUGCUGCGAUGAAUAGAUAUUGUUUUGUUUGUUCUCUCCUUCAUAGGCCAUUGUUCUCGACUGCCAGCGUGGUUGCAAAAAAGAAGCACAAGAAGAGACUGAAGCAAAGUAAAAUCGAUUAUCACGACUGAAUCUGAA